Penicillium verhagenii is the source of this 711-nucleotide messenger RNA. RefSeq lists its product as uncharacterized. Gene Ontology annotation, molecular function: glutathione peroxidase activity; glutathione transferase activity. Gene Ontology annotation, cellular component: mitochondrion; peroxisome. Gene Ontology annotation, biological process: glutathione metabolic process. The annotation marks the transcript as partial. The record is from RefSeq and is a predicted model, not a curated record. The transcript is spliced from 4 exons. Lineage: Eukaryota; Fungi; Ascomycota; Eurotiomycetes; Eurotiales; Aspergillaceae.
GAAUCUGCAGUGAACAUUGGAGUUUGGAAAUUAAACAGUCAAUUCAACAUGAUGUCUCCUCGCAUCACCCUCUACUUUGACAUUGGAAGUCCAUUCAGUCAGAUUGGAUUCCAUAUUCUCAGGAACUCCCCUGUCUUCUCCAAAUGUCAAAUCGACUACGUGCCAGUUCUUCUUCGAGACUUGUUUCAAAAAUGCAAUAACACACCCCCAAUCGCAGUGAAGAACAAGCUUCAGUGGAUCCAAGGCGAGCGCCUGUACUGGGGUCACAGAUUCGGGGUCCCGAUAACCGAUGCCGUGCCUGAAGGAUUCCCAACCUCGACGAUCGAUAUCCAGACCGCGUUAUGUCUUGUUGCUAGAGAGGCGCCUGAGAAGUUGAUCUUGAUCAUCGAGACGUUCUACCGUAUUUUCUGGUCCGAGGCGGAUACCAAGAUUGCCACGCCCGAAAGAUUCUUCGCCGUCCUCGAAAACGAACUAGGAGAAGAGGUUGCAUUAAAAAUUCGGAACAAAUCAACAACGUCGGAUGCGAAGACCAUCUUGCUGGAGAAUACACAGCAAGCCUUUGAUUCCGGGGCUUUUGGGUUGCCGUGGUUCGAAUGUGUCAACUCAGAAGGUAAACAGGAAGGUUUUUGGGGAAUUGACCACCUGGGUCGCCUGGCAGACUUCCUGCAGUUGGAUACCAGCCUUGAUCGUUCUUUCCGAGUUUUGUUGUAA